AUGCUUGAACAACAUCGGGCAUAUCAUGGAUUGGUGCUUGCUGGGAGUGAACUCUUUGUGGUUGGCGGGUUUGACGGCACCGACUAUUUCCCACACACUCGCUCUUGCAACAUGGACACUUUGAAAUGGGAGGAUCGCGGAGCAAUGGACGAGCAUCGAUGUUAUGUUAGGGCUUGUGUAUACGACAAAAAUCACAUCUUUGCGGCUGGAGGUUUCAACAGAAGUACGAGGAGAAUCAAUGGUGUCGAAGGGGCAAACGUGCAGCAAGCAAGAGAUCAUCCGAUCAUUCCGCUGCUGGUGAAGUACGAUGAAAGUGACGCGACCUUG
Mesorhabditis belari is the source of this 327-nucleotide messenger RNA. Lineage: Eukaryota; Metazoa; Nematoda; Chromadorea; Rhabditida; Rhabditidae. The record is from the annotation of a GenBank genome assembly.